Ruditapes philippinarum (Manila clam) is the source of this 2193-nucleotide messenger RNA. RefSeq lists its product as uncharacterized. The transcript is spliced from 9 exons. NCBI's taxonomy places the organism in Eukaryota, Metazoa, Mollusca, Bivalvia, Venerida, Veneridae. Bases 130 to 1620 code for a protein of 496 amino acids. The record is from RefSeq and is a predicted model, not a curated record.
CGAAUCCGAUGGUAAACGAUUGGUGUUGAUCGGUGAUUGACGCAUUCUACGAAAAGUAAACAAUAUUGAAACACAAAAAAUGUCAAUUCUUAAUCAGAGCAUUCAUUCAGUUGGAUAAAUUGUUGCACAAUGUUUUGCCGAUUUAUUAUUUUACUCAAUGUUCUAAUUGUAAUUUAUGGGUAUCUUAUUGAAAGUCCUGACUUUGAAAGCGAUUGGUUGCGGAUCACUGCACAGAGUAGCGGGUCAGAGAUCAAGGUCAGUCAUGGUCUCGGAACAGCGCCGGUUUUGGUAGAUGUUCUGGUGAAGGCCAUAGACGGACCAAACGAGGGAUUCAUAUUCAAAGCUAUAGGUCAUGGUGAACGGGAUGAUGACAACACACUUGACAAGUAUGGUGGCGUCAUAUACAUAUAUAAUGACGUCAGUGUUUUUGUCAUGACGCCAGCUGGAAAUAACGGUAACAGAGGUGGUGCAGCAAUCUAUACAGGAUCUUCUCCUUAUUGGCAUGGACCAAACACUCAAAUGAGUUUCAGUGCCGAUAUAAAAGUGAAGUGUUGGACGGCAGCCUCCCUCCCACCGCCAUGUGUUCAAAUAACAGAUAUCUAUAUGUCUGCUGGAUCGCCGAAUGUUGAUGACACGUAUAAGGAAAUACAGCAUAAUCAGACAGAGUACCCGUCUAUUGUAAAGGUCAGAGUUCAAAUUACAAAUGGAAAAGAAUCAGGCUGGUAUUCAGAUGCACAAGGGUCAUCAGCAUAUAACUACAUUACAAUGGGAGCUUGGUAUGUAACAGGAGGACUAAAGUUCGCCUACAACAACGAAACAAUCCGAAUAUGGACUUCGUCAUAUCCGGCUCCAAAUGGCAUAAUUUUUGCCAGAAACGAUGGUUGGGGAAAUAUCAAAUCUGUGUACGGUGUUUCUACGGCCGGCUAUGUCGAAGUGAACGCUUGGUGUAAUCUAAAAACUUCACAUGAAGAAGUUCUCCAAUUUGGACCGGGUAUAAUUAAUGAAUCCAUGCAGUUCAACUUCCCAAAUAUAUAUUCAGCUUUUGAGGCAUUCCAUAUCACGAUGAUGGUUCGAGCCGUUGAUGGACCAAACAAAGGCUAUCUUUUUGAUGGUAUAGGAGGAGCGAUGCCUAACAGAUACAACAUUGGUCAACCAUGUUCUUAUGGUGGUCUUGUAUAUGCCCGCAAUAAAACUUGUGUACGGAUCUGGCGCCCUGAUUAUGCUACAGGCGGUGCUAUCUGUAUAUCAGAGAAUAUGGGUCAUGGUACAAACUCGCAAGCUUCUCAAAGCGGAGAAUUGCUAUUCAAAGUGUAUACGCCUCCAACCUUUAAGAAAGCUCCAGAGUAUGAACCGGCACCGUUAGUUUGCAGUCAUUUCACAAUCCACGGAAAUGAUGUAGGUUACAACGAAAAGCCGAUCGCCGCCUUGUACAAUAUAAGCACGUUACUCUCGUGCGAUUACUCAUGUCGACAAUAUAAUGCAUGUGUGCUCUACUCGUACAAAAACGACACAUGUUACAUAUACAACACCACCGACAACGCUCUUUUGUAUUCAUAUGAAAACUCUCAAGUAUGGGGAUUAAAGACCAGAAUUUAUAACGGAAUGCUGGACGAGCUGUGAUUUAAACUUGUUACAUUGUUCUUAUCAAGAAGUAAUAACAAUAAAUACUAUGUAUACAAUUACAUAUUCAUAAUGCUAUGAUUCACAUAUUAUCUUUAGUGAUUUCCACAGCAAACCUAAUAUACACAUAUUUCAAAUAUCUUACGGUCUUUUUAUGCAUUUGAGACACAUCGUUGUUAUUGUGUGAUAUCCAACAAAUUUUAAGUAUAUUUUAAAAGAAAAGAAAAGAAACUUUAAAUGGACAUUAAUUUCCGUGACAAAAAUAUUCAAAAGGAAACUUUAAAGUGAUUUGGUCUACAAUGAACCCAUUUUCCAUAAAUAUUUCAAAUAGUGUACAGUAGAAAUUUAUCAUUUGGAUUUUCUUUUAAAAUGCUGCUUGAAAAAACAUGUUGAACAAGUUAUUAAGAAUGACAAUUAAUCUGAUGAAUAAUAACAUUUGAGCUGCGCCAUGACAAAACCAACAUAAUGGGUUUGCGACCAGCAUGGAUCCAAACCAGCCUGCGCAUCCGCGCAGUCUGAUCAGGAUCUGUGCUGCUGUCCACUAUCAGUUUCACUACGUGUUAUAGGGCUUGU